Racocetra persica is the source of this 1248-nucleotide messenger RNA. The record is from the annotation of a GenBank genome assembly. Lineage: Eukaryota; Fungi; Glomeromycota; Glomeromycetes; Diversisporales; Gigasporaceae.
AUGGAAUCGUUAGAUUUGCGUUCUCUGAUUUACGUUGAGGCCAUCAAUUCGAAUCUUAUUUGUUGCAUUUGUCAGACUCCCUUCAUUGAUCCAGUGUUUAUAGAAUCAUGCGGUUCAUGCAUAAAUCAAGCCAUAACAUCAAGGCCGACUUGCCCAGUUGAUCGUUCCAGACUUUCUGAUGUUUGUGAGCUUAAACCUGCUUCCAAGAUAAUAUCCAAUAUGGUUAACGAAUUGUUAGUUUACUGUCCAAAUAAGGAUCUUGGCUGUAAUUAUCAAGGCCAACGUCAACUAUUAAGUUGUCACCUGAAAGAAGGAUGCAUGUUCACCAUUAUAGAGUGUUGUAACGAGAAAUGUGAAGAAUCAGUACUUAAAAAAGAUUUACCAAAACACAUGGAAAAAUGUAGAGCCAAAGUUAUCGACCGUGAAAGAUGUAAAUGUAAAGUUCAGUUAGGUACUUUAGAGUCAGCUAAUGAUGUACACCUUGAAGAGUGUUCUGAGAGACCUUCCACGUGUAUUCAUACUGAAUACGGUUGCUCCUGGACUGGUCUUCAACGCGAUUUAUUGAAAGUUCAUAUCCCAUCUUGUUCAUAUGAACCUUUGAAAGAUUUUUUCGCCAUCUACAAACAACGUAAUGAAAUUCUUGAGCAAGACAACAAACAACUUCGAACAACAGUUCAAGAGCUCAGUAAAAUGGUUAAGUCUCUACAAAAUCAGUUAUCAAGCAUAUCUGAUUGGUUGGCAUCUAUAUUUCCAUCUCAUUUUCUAAAUCCAGAGGAUACUGUAAUGGCUUCUGAAGGACCGCCACCUCUUUUAACAACGCACGAGUUACUACUAUCAGAAAACGAACAUUUUAAAAAUGAUAUCGAAACUUUAAAUGCCAAUUUAACUGAAUUAGAGCUAAGACAGAAUGUUGCUCUGAUGACAGAAAGCUUGAGAACACAAGAGGAAAUACAGAAUCUUAAGAAUAUAUGUCAUAGUUUAAGAAUGCAAAUGCAUUAUUUAUUGAUAGAAAGGCGAGGUGAUGAACCGUCUGUUCGGAAUGUUGUUAACUCAACGUCUGUAGCCAGAUCAGGUCUUACGGGAUCUCUAGUGUCUGGAAUAUCAGGUACCAAGGGGGGUACUUUAUCGGAAUCUGACGUUUUAAGAACAACCAUCCGACCGCCUGGCUCUAAUAUUCCUUCGAAUGUUCAACCGCUUAGGAAAUUUGGCUCUUUUGAUCCUGAUUCCCCUCGAAAAGAGAAACUUUGA